ACAAAACGUCGAACAGCGUAGAAUCCCCCGAAGAAGAAGCGUGGUCCGACCAGCAGCAUGAUGGGAUAUGAGAGUCCUCCGGCGGCGCGCUGCCGCCAUGUCACGUAGAGAGAAACAUUUAGCUCUUCUUUCUGCGUUAGGCUUCCUCUCUGUGGCUCUUUAUUACGUCCCCACCUUCCUGUACGCGGCUGUAAUCCUCGCAGUCUGUUGUGUUGUGUGCUACUAUCACAGCGGAGAACCGCUUCCCGCCAGGUUAGGCCUCAAUCCGCGGGCUCGGUUUAACGUCCCCGCCGCGCUCCGGCGCUGGUUGCGGGGUCGGAGGGUCGCCGGCGGGUCGGUCGCUGCUGCUGCCCCGCGCAGGACAACGAAGAGCGGCGGGAGCAAAACCGAGCACCGGGAGACGGAGGGACACUUCAGAGAAAGGUUCCCCGAAACUGGGAUCUAUCGGAGGGAGACCUUAACAAGUGACUCGUUUCUUUUCAGCCCCCGGGAUUUCCUCAUGGGGAGCUACAUCGGGAAACCCGAGAGUCCGGCGGCCGACUCCGGGAGGCCGAGGGCGGCGAGGAACCCGCGGGAGCAGCUGCGGGAGAGGCUGUCCAGACCCAACCAUGCUGUCUACACCCCGAACCGGAGGCUGUCGUUUACCGGGGAGCCGUUGCGCGGCCCGCGCCAAGGUUCACCCAUCACCCCCCCAGCCGUCUACCCCCUGCAGCACCGGGGUGUCCUCAGUGGGAGUCCUGUCCCGUCAGUGGACGGCUUCAGGAAGAAAACAUCCUCAGCCCCCGACAACUCCCCCGCCGCACUCAGCCCGGUCACCGUUGAAGAUCGCAGAACCCGACAUCACAGCACCCCAGUUCGGACCCAUCUGAGUUGCGCAGGGCUCCCUCAGGGCCCCGGGACCCCGCUGCUCCAGAGGAAAGUGUCUCCAAGGUUGUUUGAAGGGAAAGUUCGCAAGAGAGAAGUGGAGGAUGAGGACGAAGCUCACAGCUGA
This is a messenger RNA of Morone saxatilis (striped sea-bass), 991 nucleotides long. RefSeq lists its product as uncharacterized. The transcript is spliced from 3 exons. NCBI's taxonomy places the organism in Eukaryota, Metazoa, Chordata, Actinopteri, Moronidae. Bases 68 to 991 code for a protein of 307 amino acids. The record is from RefSeq and is a predicted model, not a curated record.